GUCAGUGAUGAUGAUUCUUAUUCUAGCAUAUCUAAUAGAUCAAGUGAUGAUGAUUCUGAUUCUAUGAUAUCUAGUAGAUCAAGUGAUGAUGAUGAUUAUGAUUCUAGCAUAUCUAAUAGUAGCUCAAGUGAUGAUUAUUCUGGUGCUAUCAUAUCUAGUAGGUCAAGCGACAAUGAUUUUGAUACUAUCAUAUCUAGUAGGUCAUGUGAUGGUGAUUCUUUUUCUAGUAUGUUUAUGUUAUCAAGUGAUGAUGAUUGUGAUUCUAGCACAUCUAGUAGAAUAAGUGAAGAUGAAUCUGUCAUGUCUAGUAGGUCAAGUGAUGAUGAUUCUGAUUCUAUCAUAUCUAAUAGGUCAAGCAAUGAUGAUUCUACUAUGUCUAGUAGAUCAAGUGAUAUUGAUUCUAUCAUGUCUAGCAGGUCUAGUGAUGAUAAUUCUGAUUCUAUCGUGUCUAGUAGAUCAUGA
Limulus polyphemus (Atlantic horseshoe crab) is the source of this 462-nucleotide messenger RNA. Its product is annotated as lisH domain-containing protein C1711.05-like. The record is from RefSeq and is a predicted model, not a curated record. The annotation marks the transcript as partial. NCBI's taxonomy places the organism in Eukaryota, Metazoa, Arthropoda, Merostomata, Xiphosura, Limulidae. The transcript is spliced from 2 exons.